This is a messenger RNA of Culex quinquefasciatus (southern house mosquito), 1169 nucleotides long. RefSeq names its product thioredoxin domain-containing protein 15 (gene bug). Bases 103 to 1026 code for a protein of 307 amino acids. The transcript is spliced from 2 exons. The record is from RefSeq and is a predicted model, not a curated record. Gene Ontology annotation, cellular component: cilium. Lineage: Eukaryota; Metazoa; Arthropoda; Insecta; Diptera; Culicidae. Gene Ontology annotation, biological process: cilium assembly.
AUGUCAGAGAGGUAAACAGUACCGUCCUGUCAACGGAGCUCAAAGCAUAAUAAAAACAAUUAGGUAAAAUUUAAGGAAAUACAAGGAUUUUUACGACUCGUGAUGAAAUUCUUGCUAAUUUCAAUCAGUGUUAUUACCAUUGCUCAAAGCUGUAAUGCGUUUCGCUUCAGUGGACUGGAGUUUUACGCGUACAUUCUGAAUGGAGACUUCCUGGACUAUAAGCCCUUCGGUGGUGGGUCCAGUACCAAGAGCGAGGAGGUCCAGCAAACCGUCGCAUCGGUUGGGCAGAGCCCAAAUUCGUUUGUAGAUUUUAUAACCUACCAGGACAAGAAGCACUGCACGAUCUACGAGGAACAGGCCGAACCGGAUGAGGUCAAGGUCUCGGAUGGGAAGCGAGGUCCGCUCAAGGUUAAAUGUAUUCCGGCCAAAGGAAACGGGACGCUGCAUAUAAUAACUUCGCUGAAGGAGGUCAUAAGCGUGCUGGCACCGCAUGGCAACUCAACGAAGCGAACCCAGGCCGGGAGUUGCGUCGUAAUGUUGUUUUAUACCAAAACCUGCAUCCAUAGUGCCAUGAUGGCACCGCACUACAACGCACUGGCGCGGCACUUUCCCGACCUGAAGGUGGCGGCCAUCGAUGCGUUCAACUUUCACUCGCUGAACACGGAGUUCGGAAUCGUGGGACUGCCCACGAUCAUGUUCUUCCACCAGGGAAGACCGCUGGUCAAGUUCAACGACACGGAAAUAACGCUCGAAUCUUUAGUCAAAUUCGUUACCAAACACUCCGGCGUGGAACCCCGACUGGUGAACCACAAAAUGACCAUCACAAUGCCGCACUACAUCUCGGACGACUUCAAAGGGCCACUUUUGAACAAGGUCGAAAAGCGAACCGAUUACUGGCUGUACGUGGCCUGGAUAUUCAUCAUCGUGUGCAGUUGUUACUACUUCUCCAAGUCGGCAUUCUAUGUGCAAAUUAUCGAGAUGAUCAAACGAAAUUGGAGGGAAUCCGAGGCGCACCAUCACAGCUAAGCAUGGGCGCGUGUGAUUGUACGUGUGUCAGUGUGUGUUACCAGCCCUCCCCCCUUCUUCGCUAGUGAAAUUAUUGUUAUGUAAUUUAUUUCUCCCCUGAAGUCUAGUUUUGUUCAAUAAAUUAAAAACAAAACACAUCUAAA